Oikopleura dioica is the source of this 222-nucleotide messenger RNA. The record is from the annotation of a GenBank genome assembly. NCBI's taxonomy places the organism in Eukaryota, Metazoa, Chordata, Appendicularia, Copelata, Oikopleuridae.
AUGAGUGAGUAUCUCGAAAAAAGGAGUCAAAAUGAAAUUUUUAUCGGAACUGUCUUGCUUUUCAACUCGAUUUCUUGCCAACUCUUUCCGGCUCACUUCCGACCAAAACGAUUUGAAGAAAACAAUCAGCUGACAAACAAAUUUAAGAGGCUUGCAAGAGUGAAAUCUUCUACAGCAAAUGAUGAGGCUUUGGAUCAUCUUUUUGACGAAUACUUCGGGUAA